Messenger RNA from Scaptodrosophila lebanonensis, 831 nucleotides. RefSeq lists its product as uncharacterized. The transcript has 2 exons. The coding region runs from base 168 to 647 and encodes 159 amino acids. The record is from RefSeq and is a predicted model, not a curated record. NCBI's taxonomy places the organism in Eukaryota, Metazoa, Arthropoda, Insecta, Diptera, Drosophilidae.
UGGCCUUAGCAAAAUAAUUUGUAUAAUUUUAUUUUAUUUAACUUUUCGGUCUUCAAAAGUAUUGCAGGCUAUACGAGGAAUCGACGUCUCACAAAAUUAAAACGUUCAAUUUUUCUUGAGCUAUAGCAUCAUACUUAUAUAGUACAUACAUAUAUAGUACUGCAGUCAUGGCCUCUCCUAUAGUGGUGUUGAUUGCAAGUUUCGUGCACUUUGGGCUACGCAGUUCGUGUUUCCUGAAUAUAGAGCGAUUUACUCAUAUUCCGGGCACCGCCUACGCCGGACACAUCGCCUACUGUGCGCUGCUGCACUUUCUGUACGAUAUGGAACUGAUGCCAACUCGGUAUCAGCGACGCAUGAGCUGGCUCGCCUAUUUUCUUAUAGAACUGGUGCUUGGAAUCGCUGUCAUGGAGGUUUUUGCGCUUUGGCUUUGGUGCAACGUUGAGCAUCUUUGCCAUUUGGGGCUGCAGCAUCUGCUGAAGCGCUAUGGCAUGACGCCGCAGUUCUAUCAGGAGUGGGAGUGGGCCAUAAUGGGCACCAUAAUGACGGCACUCGCCACUCUACUUUGGAUAAAUGCGUUCGAGGCUACGAAUCCGUCAGAGAAGUUGCGACAGCAACAGGAGACACAGAAACCACAAUCUGCUAACUGAAUGGCUCUUUUCCCGAACUCUACUUUGAAAGCUGAUCGAAUUCUUUGAGUUCCUUCAAGUUUCCAGAUUUUUAUUUUUCGGCUGUGCCAAAUUAUAUAUAUACAUCGACUUCAAAGCCAUUCAAACCGUCAAAUUAAGGGACAAUAAAAAAGUACGAGUAAUAGGCUUCGCUUGCCAACUAAAA